Molecule: messenger RNA, 593 nt
Organism: Camellia sinensis
Lineage: Eukaryota; Viridiplantae; Streptophyta; Magnoliopsida; Ericales; Theaceae
Source: RefSeq, a predicted model, not a curated record
AUUUUUUCUAUAUAAAUGUCUCCUUUUCCAGACUUUUCUAAGCCACUAAAAUUUGCUGUCUGGGGUAGGGCUCUCUCUGUCUGCGAUAAUCCUUCUUCGCAUCCAAACGAAACCCUAACCCUAGAAAAAAAACCAACCAUGUCGUCCAAGCAAGGUGGAAAAGCAAAGCCUUUGAAGCAACCCAAGGCUGACAAGAAGGAAUACGACGAGUCUGAUUUGGCUAACAUCCAAAAGAAGAAAGACGAGGAAAAGGCACUUAGGGAGCUUAGAGCCAAGGCUCAACAGAAGGGAGCAUUUGGAGGUUCUGGACUCAAGAAAAGUGGGAAGAAGUGAGGGUUCUCAAAUCCUAAUUCAGCCUCCAAUUUGUUAUGCUAUGAUUACAAUAUGCACUUGUGAUUUCUUUGGAUAGAUGUGCUUGCCCUAGUUCUUGCUAAGUUAGCCGUCAAACUUUUCAUGGAGUGUUCUGAUGAAAAAUCUAAAUAAAAAUUGUGUUGGACUUCUUUGAUAUGCAUAAAUAUGUAUUAUUGUUCAGUAUUGACUGCAUCUGUUUGUGAUUGGAUUGCUGUGGAAAUAACUGGUAUUGCUUUUGUUCA